This is a messenger RNA of Penicillium macrosclerotiorum, 1098 nucleotides long. RefSeq names its product putative eukaryotic translation initiation factor 3 subunit EifCh. Lineage: Eukaryota; Fungi; Ascomycota; Eurotiomycetes; Eurotiales; Aspergillaceae. The transcript has 4 exons. The record is from RefSeq and is a predicted model, not a curated record. Gene Ontology annotation, molecular function: translation initiation factor activity; protein binding; metallopeptidase activity. The coding region runs from base 1 to 1098 and encodes 365 amino acids. Gene Ontology annotation, cellular component: eukaryotic translation initiation factor 3 complex; eukaryotic 43S preinitiation complex; cytosol.
AUGGCUGAAGCACAAGCCCCCAUCGCGGCCGUCAAGGUCGAGGCCUUGGUGGUGAUGAAAAUCAUCAAGCACUGCUCCCAGACCUUCCCGACCACUGCGACUGGUUCCCUCGUCGGUAUGGACGUCGAGGGCACCCUCGAGAUCACCAACUCUUUCCCGUUCCCCGUGGUUGAGAUGCCCACCGAAUCGCACUUCGAGAACGCCGCCCCUAACCCGGCCGCCGCUGCUCCCCGCGCCAAGGCGAACACUGCUUACCAGGCUGAGAUGAUCCGGAUGAUGCGCGAGGUCAACAUCGAUGCCAACAACGCCGGCUGGUACACCAGCGCCAACAUGGGCAACUUCGUCAACAUGAAUGUGAUUGAGAACCAAUUUUUCUACCAGAAGGAGAUGAACGAGCGCACAGUCGCACUUGUCCACGAUGUGAGCCGUAGCGCUCAGGGCAGCCUCAGUCUGCGGGCGUUCCGCCUCUCGGCCAAGUUCUUGGAAGCCCUCAAGGAGAACAAGUUCAACUCGGAGGAGCUGCAAAAGUCCAACCUCCGCUACCAAGAUAUCUUCGACGAGCUCCCCGUUGAGAUCCACAACUCGCACCUGAUCACCUCCUUCAUCCAGCAGCUGCAGUGCCCCAACCCUAGCGGCCCGUCCGACCUCCCGGCCUCUCUCAGCGCCCUCGAGUCCAGCGCCUUCUCUAAAUCCUCCCCUCUCACCCCCAACCUUGACAACCUGUCCCUCAACAUUGAUCCUUUCCUGGAGAAGAACUGCGACCUGCUCCUCGACAGCAUCGAGACCCACAACACCGAGGUCAACAACUACCAGUACUACCAGCGUGUGCUCGGUCGUGAGCAGCAGAAGAUCAACAACUGGAAGCAGAAGCGCAGCCAGGAGAACGCCACUCGCGCCGCGCUCAAGCAGCCCCUUCUCCCCGAGGACGAGUGGCAACGUCUGUUUAAGCUCCCCGCCGAGCCCAGCCGGCUGGAGAGCAUGCUCAACACCCGCCAGGUUGAGCAGUUCUCGCGCCAGGUCGAUAGCUUCGUCUCGGCCACGACCGGCAAGAUGUUCGCCAUCAAGGGUAACCUGCUGCCCGGCGAGACUGCCAAAUAA